CUUAUUAGACUGGAAAUAAAACAAUAAAGUUAGUUAUUAGGCGGACAGACAUGAAUCCAGCUAAUCCAAAAUUUAUUCAUCCCUUCAAAAGGCCAUGGUUGACUGACAAUGGGGCUGCAGCAGCAGCUGCCGGUAAUACCGGAGUCAAAGGAAUAAUAGCAGGUGGGAUCACUGGUGGUAUUGAAAUCUGCAUAACAUUUCCCACUGAGUACGUCAAAACACAGUUACAGCUAGAUGAGAAGGGUGGUCAAAAACAGUACACUGGGAUAGUAGAUUGUGUCAAGAAAACUGUGAAAAGCCAUGGAUUUCUCGGCUUGUACAGAGGUCUUAGCGUACUCUUGUACGGAUCCAUACCAAAAAGUGCUGUAAGAUUCGGUUCGUUCGAAGCGUUCAAAAACAAGAUGGCCCGCGAAGACGGCACCUUGAGCCCUUCUGGCAGGCUGCUGUGCGGUCUGGGGGCGGGCGUGAUGGAGGCCAUUUUCGCUGUGACGCCCAUGGAAACGGUCAAAGUGAAAUUCAUCAACGACCAGAGGAGCGGGAAUCCCAGGUUUCGCGGAUUCGUGCACGGUGUCGGGAUCAUUGUCAAGGAGCAGGGAAUUGGUGGGGUGUAUAAGGGUCUGUCGGCGACCAUAAUGAAACAGGGAUCCAACCAGGCCAUCAGAUUCUUCGUGAUGGAAUCCCUGAAAGACUUGUAUAAGGGUGGAGACAAGGAUAAGAAAGUUCCUAAGAUGGUGGUUGGAGCUUUUGGAGCUUUUGCAGGUGCUGCCUCUGUGUUUGGAAAUACGCCAAUAGAUGUUGUGAAAACCCGCAUGCAGGGCUUGGAAGCGUCCAAAUACAAAAAUACACUACACUGUGCCACGCAAAUUUGGAAAAAUGAAGGCCCUAUGGCUUUCUAUAAGGGCACAGUACCAAGGCUGAGUAGGGUUUGUCUCGACGUUGCCAUUACGUUCAUGAUAUAUGACAGUUUCAUGGAAGUGUUCAACAAGAUAUGGCCCUAAGAAUAACUUUAUUGUGUUGGGUCUUUUUUUAUGGUUGAGCGUUAUAAGUUGCAAUUUAAAGGCAAAAGGAAACAAAGUAGGUAUAUUUUUGAGUAUGCUAGUAUUUUAGCCGUACUAAGGCAUAUUAGUUUGAAUUCAUAAAAAGUUUUUGGAAUCUAUAGUUAUUGAUGUUCUCUUGCAUUUAAGUUGAAAUGAAAUAAUGAAACUAUAGAUUCAAAAAAAUCUGGGGUUUUUUCAAAUUUGCCGGUCUAGACUU
Phaedon cochleariae (mustard beetle) is the source of this 1254-nucleotide messenger RNA. Lineage: Eukaryota; Metazoa; Arthropoda; Insecta; Coleoptera; Chrysomelidae. The record is from the annotation of a GenBank genome assembly.